GACGUCACACAACACAACACCAUAUCGCAGACCGACAUUACCGUACUCCCUGAGCGUCAAUUGUUCUAUUCGCCAUGGCUUCCUCCAUCUUCUACUGCGGCAUCGCUCGCGGAACAGUAAUCCUCUCCGAACAUUCCUCCCCCUCAACAUCCUCCGACCCUUCCUCCGUCGCCGCCCAAGUCUUCCCGAAAAUCACCCCCGGCAGCAAACUCACCUACGUCCACGGCUCAAACCUCAUUCACUACAUUUCGUCCCCCGCGACCCCGACUUUACCGAGUGGUGUUACGUAUCUGUGUAUCGCGACGGAAGAUGUGGGGAGGAGGGUGCCCUUUGCAUUGUUGGCUGAUAUUAAAGCGAGGUUCACGGCGGAGUUUGGGGAGGAGGAGGUGGGUGCCGCUGAAGUCUACGGAAUGGCCUCUUUUAACUCCACGCUUCGGGAGCGGAUUCUGUGGGCGGAGGAUGGAGCUCCUGGGGCCGGCAACGUCGGUGGACCCGGAAACUCGGAUCGUGCGAAACAGGUGAAGGCGGAGAUCGACCAAGUUAAGGACGUAAUGGUGCAGAAUAUUGAAAGGGUCCUAGAGAGGGGCGAGAGAAUCGAUUUGUUGGUGAAUAAGACGGAUCAACUCAAUAACCAAGCAUUUCAGUUUCGCAAACGGUCGACUGCGUUGAGGAGGCGGAUGUGGUGGAAGAGUACGAGAAUGCUUGGAUUACUGAUUGGUACGAUCGUCUUCUUGAUGUAUCUCGCUGUGGGGGCUGCGUGUGGUUUACCAGGUUGGCAGCAGUGUAGGAGGUAAUGGAUGCUUUAUAACUAUCUUAGUUGAUAUACCCUCAUAUUAAUAUGCCAUUUUCCUGCGGAACAAUAGGCGUCGACGUGGGCUGCGUAGCUGGCACUGGCCAUGUCAUCGGCAUCUGUUGUGACGCUAGCAUCCCACCACUAGCCAGACGAAGUUUAUCAUCCUCUGCCUCUCGU
This is a messenger RNA of Saitoella complicata NRRL Y-17804, 970 nucleotides long. Its product is annotated as synaptobrevin-domain-containing protein. The record is from RefSeq and is a predicted model, not a curated record. Lineage: Eukaryota; Fungi; Ascomycota; Saitoellomycetes; Saitoellales; Saitoellaceae. The transcript is spliced from 4 exons. The coding region runs from base 75 to 794 and encodes 239 amino acids. Gene Ontology annotation, cellular component: membrane. Gene Ontology annotation, biological process: vesicle-mediated transport.